Fundulus heteroclitus (mummichog) is the source of this 4204-nucleotide messenger RNA. It is a transcript of the gene ap3b1a, whose product is annotated as adaptor related protein complex 3 subunit beta 1a. The record is from RefSeq and is a predicted model, not a curated record. The transcript has 28 exons. Gene Ontology annotation, cellular component: AP-3 adaptor complex; membrane coat; clathrin adaptor complex. Bases 196 to 3552 code for a protein of 1118 amino acids. NCBI's taxonomy places the organism in Eukaryota, Metazoa, Chordata, Actinopteri, Cyprinodontiformes, Fundulidae. Gene Ontology annotation, biological process: anterograde synaptic vesicle transport; vesicle-mediated transport; intracellular protein transport.
ACUCACACUUCCGCUUCUGCGUGCAAAAAAAAAAAAGUUGUGAAAAAUCUGGAAGAAGUUUAGCCCUUCUGGAACUGUAAAAGGCGACGCUGCGCGGACGUUUUCUCUCCCUCUCGACAAGUCAAUGAGAAGUCUGCAGCUCCGACGGGACGCGGAGUAAAUUUCCCCCUCGCACAGCUGCGUGGAAGCCAAGUCAUGUCGACGGGAGCGCUGUACAACGACCAGCCAGGAGGAGCGGAGGCUGCGGUGGAAGCGGGGCAGGAGACCACCCCGACCUCCUCCGGCACCGGGGCUGCCUUUGGACUCUUCAGUUCCGACUUUAAAAAAAAUGAAGACCUGAAAGAGAUGCUGGAAAGCAACAAGGAGUCCCUCAAACUGGAGGCCAUGAAGAGGAUCGUUCAACUCAUAUCCAAGGGGAAAAAGUCAUCAGACUUGUUUCCUGCGGUGGUGAAGAAUGUUGCAAGCAAGAACAUUGAGCUGAAGAAGCUCGUGUAUGUGUACCUGGUGAGGUAUGCAGAGGAGCAACAGGACUUGGCUUUGCUGUCAAUAAGCACCUUUCAACGGGCCCUGAAGGAUCCAAACCAGUUCAUCCGAGCGAGUGCCUUACGGGUCCUCUCCAGUAUCCGUGUCCCGAUUAUCGUCCCCAUCAUGAUGCUGGCCAUCAAGGAGGCUGCUUCGGACCUGUCCCCUUAUGUCAGGAAGACCUCUGCGCAUGCGAUCCAAAAACUCUACAGCUUGGACGCGGACCAGAAGGAGCAUCUGAUCGAAGUGAUUGAGAAGCUAUUGAAGGAUAAAAGCACACUGGUGGCCGGCAGCGUUGUGAUGGCCUUUGAGGAGGUGUGCCCCGAUCGCAUUGAUCUGAUCCACAAGAACUACAGGAAGCUGUGUAACCUGCUGGUGGACGUGGAGGAGUGGGGCCAAGUGGUCAUCAUCAACAUGCUAACUCGCUACGCCAGGACGCAGUUCACCAGCCCCUGGAAGGAGGAUGCUGUUUUCGACGACAACGAGAAAGCGUUUUACGACUCUGACUCUGAGGAGAAACAAGGCCAGAAAGAAGCAAAGCCUUACAUCAUGGAUCCAGAUCACCGACUUCUGCUGAGGAACACUAAACCUCUUCUGCAGAGCAGGAACACUGCUGUUGUGAUGGCGGUCGCUCAGCUUUACUGGCAUCUAGCCCCUAAACAUGAAGUGAGCAUUGUCACCAAAUCCCUUGUUCGACUGUUGAGAAGCCACCGAGAGGUUCAGUACGUCGUGCUAGAGAACAUCGCCACCAUGUCCAUUCAGAGGAAGGGGAUGUUUGAGCCAUACAUGAAGAGCUUCUAUGUCAGGUCCACAGAUGCCACACACAUCAAAACACUGAAGCUGGAGAUCCUGACUAAUCUCGCCAAUGAAGCCAACAUUUCCACCAUCCUAAGGGAAUUUCAGACCUACGUGAAGAGCCAGGACAAGGCGUUUGCUGCCGCUACCAUCCAGGCCAUCGGCAGGUGUGCCACCAACAUCUCCGAGGUGACGGACACCUGCCUCAACGGCCUGGUGUUGCUGCUUUCCAACAGAGAUGAGACGGUUGUGGCCGAGAGUGUGGUGGUCAUCAAGAAGUUGCUGCAGACUCAGCCCACCCAGCACAGUGACAUCAUCAAGCACAUGGCCAAGCUCUUCGACAACAUCACCGUUCCCAUGGCUCGGGCCAGCAUCCUGUGGUUAAUGGGGGAGUACUGCGAGAGGGUGCCAAAGAUCGCACCAGACGUUCUCCGAAAGAUGGCAAAGAGCUUCACUUCUGAAGAGGAUAUUGUCAAGCUGCAGACGGUCAACUUGGCGGCAAAGCUGUACCUGACCAACUCCAAGCAGACCAAGCUGUUGACCCAGUACAUUCUGAACCUCGGCAAAUACGACCAGAACUAUGACAUCAGAGACCGAACGCGUUUCAUCAGGCAGCUGAUUGUGCCCAACGAGAAGAGCGGCACCCUCAACAAGUACGCCCGGCGCAUCUUACUGGCCUCCAAACCAGCUCCGGUCCUGGAAUCUGCUUUCAAAGGGCAGUUAGGUCAGACCCCUUUACCUUGGACUAAUGAGAUGGACAGAGACCGUUUCCAGCUAGGAACCCUCUCACAUAGUCUGAACGUUAAAGCUGCUGGGUACCAGGAGCUCUCAGACUGGCCAGCAGUCGCACCGGAUCCGUCUGUGAGGAACGUGGAGGUGAUUGAACCGGUACGAGAGUGGGCACCAUCUGUGGGGAAGGCCAAGCAACCCAAAUCUGAUGACAAGUUUUACUCGGACGAUGAAGAGAAAGAAGAGGAAGGAUCUGGCAGUGGCAGUGAAGACAGCAGCAGCAGCAGCAGUGGUAGUAGCAGCAGUAGUGAAGAGUCGGGCAGUGAGAGUGAAGAGGAAAGCAGUGAAGAGUCUGGGAAGACCUCCAGUGACUCUGGAAAGAGUUCGAGUGGAUCAGAAGCGAGCUCCAGUGAGUCUGAACCCGAACAGAAAAAGAAGAAACGAACCAAGAAGGCGACGCAGAGGAAAAGCAAGCAGAGCGCCGCUGACAGCGACUCGGAUGAAAAUGGAAGCGGCCCUGUGGGCAAAACUAGCAGCUCAUCUGCGGAAAGCUCGUCCGAGUCGGAUUCCGAGGAGGACUCCGAUGUUGACUCUCCACCACCACCAUCACCACCACAGAAGAAGACUGUUGCAAAGACUAAGCCAAAGGUGGAGGUGAAGACCAAGAAGGAAGUCUCUUUAUUGGAUCUAGAUGACUUUUCUCCUGCCCCCCCAAGUGCACCAAAGUCCUCGGUCUUCUCUUCAAGCCUACUGUCCGACCUUGAAGGCCUCUCUCUCUCCAACGUCUCGUCGGCCAUGCAGGUCACUACUCCGUCAUUUGGUCCUGUGAAAACCUACGAGCUGCUGCACCAUAUGACGGGAAAAGGCUUCUCAGCCAAGUACCAUUUCCCCCGGCAGCCGUGUCUGUACCAGCCCAGUAUGGUGGCAGUCCAGGUCAUACUGACCAACAGCUCAGAUCACAGCCUGGAAGAGAUCCACAUAGGAGAUCGGAGCCCAGCCAGCCUGAAUAUCCACUGCUUUAACACCGUUGAGCGGCUGGAGCCAGGGGCCUCGGUAACCGUGUCCAUGGGUAUCGACUUCAGUGACUCAACGCAAGCAGCCAACUUCCAGUUAUGCACCAAGGAGGACCAGUUCAGCGUGUCCAUUCAGCCUGCUGUAGGAGAGCUGUUAAUGCCCAGCACCAUGACAGAACCAGACUUCUGCAAUGAGCAAAAAAAGCUCAUGGGCAUGAAUGAGACUUCAGCGAGCAUCACCAUGGCAACUGCUAACACCUCCAAGCAGAACAUCAGUAAGCAGGUCCUGUCUGUGGCUAACGUAGGAGUGGUUUCAUCUGGCCAAAACGACCUUCAGAGGUUUGCUGGGCGCACGGUUAGCAGCGGAGCUCUGGUCCUGGUUACGCUGGAGCUAAGAGAGGCCUCCACUGCCCUCCUCACCAUCAACACGGAGAAGAGCGUCAUGGCGUCCAUGUUGCUCAGAGAUCUGAAACAAGCCCUCUCCCAGUCGUAGAUCGAAUUCCUGAAAAGAGGGGAACAAUUCUUACCUGAAGAUUUCAUAUAUAUUCUAUUCCCAUAUUUUGGAAAAGGUCGUAGAUCUGUUAAUGAGUGCUUAGCACUUUUAGUCAAAAUUCUGUAGACUUCACUCAAAAUGGGCUAUUAGCGAUGAAGGACCCCUGUUCAGUAUUCCCUAUUUAAAAGGCCGAUGAUUGUCCUGAAACAUCAGAAUAAAUAUGUGAAAUUCUUGGCAGUAUUGUACAUCCCCUAGCUUGGAAGGCAUCACAGUUAUUACUGUACAUUUCAGGUGUGACACUUUUCUCGUGUUUACAUACUUGCUACUUUUCAGCCAAAUCAAAAAUACUGACAACACUCCAUUCACCAAAAAAACAACAACUGACGGUUAAUCUGGAAUGUAUGGAAUGAUAGAAGCGCCACGAAACAAAUACAUUUGUAAAAACAAAAAGGAAAAACAAAGAAUUAAAUAUAAUGAGAAGUAGAAAAUAUAUAUUUUUAUGUUGUAUUUUCUGUGCAGCUUUUUUUGUUUUCAUUUUGCUUUUUUUAAUUCCUGCAAUUUUUCAAAUUAUUAGGAUCUGACAAAUGUGCACACAUUAGUAGGUGUAACACAAGCAAAGCAGACAGACCAAAUCUAUACUAAAAAAAAAAAA